UUUUUAGUAAAUUUUGAAUAUAUUUAAAUGUCAGUGAUUUGUUAUCAAUACAAUUGUGAUUACUCUUCUGCAGCAUACUGCCAGGCUCACAAGGUUCCUAUAUGAACCAAUUGUAGGUAUAACCAGCAUUACAAGUGCAAGACUCAGCUACUUAUUCCUGAAGAGUCUUUGAAAUACCAGAUCCAGAAGGUCUAUGAACUGCUAGUUACUAUAGAAGAGUUAUUUGAAGAUUUAUGAUUUGGGUCUGAUUUCCCCACAGCUUUCCAGAUUAUCCAAGACUUCAAGGCAGAGUUAGUUGAGAUCAUUUCUGACACUCUCAAAGCUAUUGAUGAGGAAGACUUUCUAUCAUUCUACAGACAUCAGAGAGCGAUAAAUACCCUCAUGAAGAACCUUGAUAAAGACGAGAUUAUUACAAAACUUUGAAGUCAUAUCUUCCAGCAAGCUGUAUUUAAGAAGUUAGAAUUUCGGAAAGUUGAAGACUGAUUUUUGAAUCAAGAGAUCCUGAGCCAAGAAUCAAGCUCAGAUGAACAAGAGUUUGACAGCAAAGUUGAUUGGGCAGAGGAAGGGUCUAUUCUAGCAAGAGGGAUACAAGAUCUUGAAUUCUUAAGAGGGAAGUUCUUUGGGUAUCAGAAGAAGAUUUUUAAAAAUGAUAUCCUAGAACUAAAUCUGGGCUCACAGAAGUACACUAACUUUAUGAAAGAGUGUCUCAAACAGAACUUGAAAUUUCCCAGAGUGCAAGGAUUCACCAUUGCUAAUAUUACAGAAGAGAGUGAAUUACUGAAGCAAUAUACUGAGAAAUGCUUACUGAAAGAACCAUGAAAGCAAGUGUACAUAAUUGAGGACGAACCUGUAUUCUACUCUAAGUAUUGUUCUAGUUUCCAGAAGUUAAUACAUAGCUCUUUGGAGAUGCUAACAUUGUCCAACUACAUCCUCACAGAAGCCGAUUUCAACUCUAUCAAAGAGAUAAUUUCAAACACCCCAGUAAGAAUAGAACUCACAGAUUGCUUACUAAUCUGCACUGAAGGUAAGAAACUAUCCACAAUGAAAGAAGACGACCGGAGGAAGUACAAAAUCUCAUGCUCAUUCUACUCCCAUGAGAACUUUCCAAUCUUUUCCAAAAUCCUAUCCUCAGACUAAAUUUCGUUAAAACAUUCAGUUUCUUCUUAA
This is a messenger RNA of Moneuplotes crassus, 1167 nucleotides long. Lineage: Eukaryota; Ciliophora; Spirotrichea; Euplotida; Euplotidae. The record is from the annotation of a GenBank genome assembly.